Arachis ipaensis is the source of this 711-nucleotide messenger RNA. RefSeq lists its product as uncharacterized. NCBI's taxonomy places the organism in Eukaryota, Viridiplantae, Streptophyta, Magnoliopsida, Fabales, Fabaceae. The record is from RefSeq and is a predicted model, not a curated record.
AUGGGAAGGGGAAAAUUCAAGAGCAAGCCCACCGGUCGCCGCCAGUUUUCCACCCCGGAGGACAUGGCUGCCGGUACGUCUUCUCGUCCCAAGACUUUCAGACAGAAAGAAGCUGAGCAUGAAGAGGAGUCAGAACAGGAAUCAGAGGAAGUAUCCGAGAAUGAAUCUGGAGAAGAAUCUGAAGGAGAAACUAAAAAAACAAAAGGUACUCAAGGGAUUAUUGAGAUUGAAAACCCUAACUUGGUGAAGCAAAAGAACGUGAAGGCUAGAGACAUUGAUAUUGGGAAAACAACCGAGCUUUCAAGGCGGGAAAGAGAAGAGCUAGAGAAACAGAGAGCUCAUGAGCGCUACAUGAGGUUGCAAGAGCAAGGAAAAACAGAACAAGCAAGGAAGGAUUUAGAACGUUUAGCUCUUAUACGUCAGCAGAGGGCAGAAGCUGCGAAGAAGCGUGAAGAAGAGAAAGCUGCCAAAGAACAGAAGAAGGCUGAAGCUCGCAAGUAAAAUUCUAUGGGAGAUUUCAUAUGUCCUUAGUUUUAGUCAAAUUCUGUAGGUGCAGUAUGUGUUCUCAACGCAUUUUAAACUUUUGUUAAUUUAAUGUUAUAUUGGGUUUUAGAUUUACCAAUCCGCUUUGGUAACAUUUUAAUGCAAAUAUUUCCUCAUUCACGUAUCUUGAAAUCAGACUAAUUUUAUAUAUAUCAUUAUAUUCCUCCA